CCAUAAAUUCACCUCCUUCCCUUCCCCGCUACUCACAGUCGCAGACAUCACUCUAUUCUUGACGACGAUGGCCACUUUGUUGAAACACGUCUCACUUCUUCUACUUGCUCUCUUUCUUUCCCCGACUUCAGCUCAGUCGCCUGCCGCGGCUCCGGCGGCUCCAGCAGCUGCGGCAGCUCCGGCUCCUACUCCGUCUUCGCCUCCCACAGACAUCAUCAGAAUCCUCAACAAGGCCGGAGGAUUCACCACUCUGAUCCGUCUUCUCAAAACAACUCAAGUGGCUAACCAAAUCAACUCUCAGCUUUUGACUUCGAGUGGUGGCAUUACAUUCUUCGCCCCCACCGACAGUGCCUUCUCCAACCUCAAACCGGGAUUCCUCAAUUCCCUCAACGACCAGCAGAAGAACGAGCUCGUUCAAUUCCACAUAUUACCCUCAUUGGUUGCCCUAUCAAAUUUCGACACUUUGAGCAACCCCGUGAGAACUCAGGCCGGGGCGGAUCCGGAUCGGUUGGCCCUCAACGUCACGGGGUCCGGCAACCAGGUCAACAUGACGACCGGCGUUGUCAAUGCGACCGUGGGUGGGACCGUGUAUACGGAUAGUCAGCUGGCGGUGUACCAAGUGGACAAGGUGCUUCUCCCGCGGGAUUUCUUUGAGGCCAAGUCUCCCGCACCGGCGCCGGCACCUGCAACAUCCAAGACGAAGGCCUCAAAGAAGAAAGCAGCCGAGGGACCUGGCUCACCUGCGGAUGACUCUGCCGCGAUAACCUGGAAACAGAGGAAAGAGAUGUGGGGGGCCAUUGUUGGAGCUGCAGUGAUGGGAUUUUGGUUGUAAUCAGGAAGAGAGGAUUAAGAUGAAGAAUGAAGCAACGUGCGUGUAUGUCAUGUGGAUGUACUAUGUGGUGCAUGUAGGGUCCGAUGUUUUCGUGCUGCUGCUGCUGUAUGAUUCCAUUGAAUUGAGGGCGAACGGUCAACAUUUUGCAGUGUUCUCCAAAUAAGUCUUUAUCCUUCUCUCUCUCUCUCUCUCUCUCUCUCUCUCUUUUUCCGGCUUCUACUUUGUCUUUGUCCAAUUCUUUCUUAUGAAAUAUGAAUCAAGUCAGUUUGUGGUGGUGAUAUUCGAAUUUUGAAGGUUUAUAAACUCUCUCUGUUCAUCAGAAGGAAAUGGUCACUUCUAUGUAUAAGGCAAUAAAUAUAAGUCAAAAUUAUGCUGAAAA
Molecule: messenger RNA, 1211 nt
Organism: Neltuma alba
Lineage: Eukaryota; Viridiplantae; Streptophyta; Magnoliopsida; Fabales; Fabaceae
Product: fasciclin-like arabinogalactan protein 12
Exons: 1
Coding region: 68-832 (254 amino acids)
Biological process (GO): plant-type secondary cell wall biogenesis
Cellular component (GO): plasma membrane
Source: RefSeq, a predicted model, not a curated record